GGAGUUAAAUGUUUCAGAUUGAGUGACAAUGAGGAGAGACGCACAGAGGGAUGACUCGUGAGUUUUUAUUGAUGAGGGCUGACUUCACUCAGUAGAGGCUGAUAAAACGCACGUCACAUUACGGCCAUGCUGCAGCUGCGCGUCUUUAACAGACUUCUCCAACACUUUUAUUGGAGGACUCAAGAAUCCACAAAAAGUCUCUUACCUGGUUUUCCUUCUCAGCUGUGGGGUGGAUACAGAUCUACCUGGCACAGAAACAAAUCAAGUCUUCCAGAUGUGAGGGAGAGGACUCUCAUAGCCGUGAAACCAGAUGGAGUUCAGCGCCGUCUUGUCGGGCAAAUAAUUCACCGGUUUGAGCAGCGGGGAUUCAAGCUGGUUGGCCUGAAGAUGGUGCAGGUGUCUGAGGAUCUUCUGUCUCAGCACUACUGUGAGCUGAGAGCUAAGCCCUUCUAUCCUAGUCUGCUGCAUUACAUGACCUCAGGGCCUGUGGUGGUCAUGGUAUGGGAGGGGCCCAAUGUAGUCCAGACAUCACGUAAAAUGGUAGGACACACUAACCCAACUGAAGCCCAGGCGGGCACAGUCAGAGGAGAUUUCAGCGUCCAUGUCAGCAGGAACGUUGUCCAUGCCAGUGAUUCAUUGGAGGGUGCUCAAAGGGAGAUCCAGCUGUGGUUUCAGGGAAAGGAUCUCCUGAACUGGGAAUGCUGCGACCAGGGCAACAUGAUGGAGGACUGAAGAUGCUUGACAGUUCAAGGCAGUGAGAAUCAGUAAUAACUACCUCUUCUCCUGCUGCCGAAUGACAGUGCCACCACAGUUUCUCUCUCUAAGUAAUUUACCUCAUUAAGUGCACUAAGAAUCAAAAGAUUUUUGCUAAAGCAAAUGUGAGAUUUUAGAAUACAAGCUACUUUACCAACUAUGCAUAUAUACAUAUAUACAGUAGCCAUCUUAUUCUUAGCAUUGGAUUAUUAUUGCUAUACACAAACCAGCUACAACCAUGGAAAAAAUACUGACUGGGACUACUGGGCAUGCACUUAAGGUACCCCAAAGGCUCAGUGGCUCCUGAUCCAGACCCUCUGUUUGUCAGUUUCUGCUUCAUUCAUGAAGGUAACUAUCUUUUCAAAGAAAGCAAAAGGAACAACAACCAAAAAGUUAUAAAAUCUCUGCAAAUAGAGAGCCAUGUUUAGGUGCAGAAUGGCUGUAAGGUCUGCAAACAGCCAUAAUGAGAUACAAAGUCCACACAAACAGAUGUGAGUUUUGGAUCACAAAGAGACCCAAAACGAUCACAUGCAAAAAUGUUUCUCUACCUUUGUUUUUAAUUUUGAUCUGCAAGUCUUUCAGAGUGCCUGCCUACUCCAGCAGAGUAAUACAGCUACCCACUUUGCAAAAGUAAUUCAGUAAUGGUAUGAAGAACAUGACAGAAAGCAAAGUGUUGACUUGGCUUCCAAAUUCCUCAGAUUAUAAUCUGAUUGAGUAUCUGUGGGCCGUGCCAGAAAAACGAGUCUAACGCACAGAAAUACAAUCUUUUAGGUUAAGACUUGAAGGAUCUGCUGCUAACAUCUUGGUGCUUGAUACUACAGGGUCCAGUUAGAAGACUGAUCAGAGCUGUUUUGGUACCAUAAUGGGGCUACAAUAUUAGGCAGGUGGUCUUGAUUGUUGUGACUGAUGAGUGCAUUCUUUCUGGUUAAUAGUUAUAUGCAUUUGGUCUAACAAAGAGUACAUAUAUACUGUAUAUAUAUAUGUCUGUGUGUUUGUCUGUGUUGUUUAUACUGUUAGUCCCCUCCCCCACAUCUGGCCCACUGUAAUGUGAUUAUUCUCAUUAACAAAUAUAAUUAUUAUUUAAUGUAUACAUAAUUAAACUGUUUACUUGACCUCUGUCCUCAGAUAACCUAAGUGCAAUUUUAUACGUGAUUUGCAAUUUUGUGA
This is a messenger RNA of Oreochromis niloticus (Nile tilapia), 1920 nucleotides long. It is a transcript of the gene nme4, whose product is annotated as NME/NM23 nucleoside diphosphate kinase 4. Gene Ontology annotation, biological process: GTP biosynthetic process; CTP biosynthetic process; UTP biosynthetic process. The record is from RefSeq and is a predicted model, not a curated record. NCBI's taxonomy places the organism in Eukaryota, Metazoa, Chordata, Actinopteri, Cichliformes, Cichlidae. The transcript is spliced from 5 exons. Gene Ontology annotation, molecular function: nucleoside diphosphate kinase activity. The coding region runs from base 127 to 732 and encodes 201 amino acids.